Molecule: messenger RNA, 1192 nt
Organism: Oldenlandia corymbosa var. corymbosa
Lineage: Eukaryota; Viridiplantae; Streptophyta; Magnoliopsida; Gentianales; Rubiaceae
Source: the annotation of a GenBank genome assembly
AAGGACUACUACUAAUAAUAGAAAGAAAGACAAUAGUAGGCAGCUUAAAAUGGAGAAGAAUAUUGGGCAGAGAAGAUUUGAAGGGAAAGUGGCACUUCUCACAGCUUCAACUCAGGGCAUUGGUUUCGCUACUGCGGAGCGCCUCGGGUUAGAAGGUGCCUCUGUUGUCGUUUCUUCUCGCAAUCAGGAAAAUGUUGAGCAAGCUGUAGAAAAACUCAAGGCCAAAGGGAUUGAAGCUUAUGGAGUUGUAUGCCACGUCUCAGAUGCACAGCAGAGGAAGGACUUGAUAGACAAAACCGUCCAGAAAUAUGGAAAGAUAGACGUGAUUGUAUCGAUGGCGGCUGUGAAUCCCUCCGCAAGUAGAAUUUUGGAAACGGAAGAAUCAAUACUCGACAAGAUGUGGGAAGUCAACGUCAAAUCCUCCAUUCUUAUUUUACAAGAAGCGGCUCCUCACUUAAAAGAGGGUUCUUCUGUGACAUUUAUUGCCUCUAUUGCUGCCUAUGAACCAAUAUGGCCUUCCAUGGCUUUGUAUGGGAUCACCAAGACAGCCCUUCUUGGACUAACCAAGGCACUUGCAGCUGAAAUGGCACCAAAUACCCGCGUUAACUGUGUGGUGGCUGGCAUUAUACCUACACAAUUUUCUGGAUUUAUUACUGCCAAUUCUGAUAUCGUAAGAUUAACUUAAGUACCCUAUUGCCAUUGUUUUCUCCUUCUUGAUAUUGUUACCUCCAAAAAAAUAAAAUUGUGAUAAUAAUUGUAUAAUUUCUGCAUAAAGUUACAUAAUAUUCUAUAAUUCUUUAGAUUUGGGUGAUGUUGCAUCGUUUUUUCUUUUUUUUUUUAUUAAAAAAAAAUUAUGCAGAGAAACUAUUUUAAGGAGAUGACAUAUCUGAAAAGGCUGGGAACCACCGAUGAGAUAGCAGCAGCCCUUGCAUUUUUGUCAUCAGAUGAUGCCUCUUACAUCACCGGCGAAACUUUGGCCGCUACCGGAGGAUAUCAUUGCAGGCUUUAAUCAUGCAAUUCAUCGUUACCAUUUCUUUCCAUAUUAUUUUGUUGGUGGUGAAAUUCACCCGAAUGUUUCUUUUAUAAUAAUAACUAGAUGUUUGGCCCAGGCAGAUGUCCGAACGCCCCUUCUAAAUUACUAUUUUAUUAAAAUCUAAUUGAAUUACUAUUUUUUUGAGGAAUUAAUUUGGCG